Messenger RNA from Carassius gibelio (silver crucian carp), 2139 nucleotides. It is a transcript of the gene ephx4, whose product is annotated as epoxide hydrolase 4. Gene Ontology annotation, molecular function: hydrolase activity. Lineage: Eukaryota; Metazoa; Chordata; Actinopteri; Cypriniformes; Cyprinidae. The record is from RefSeq and is a predicted model, not a curated record. The coding region runs from base 441 to 1553 and encodes 370 amino acids. The transcript is spliced from 7 exons.
AUAAGGAUAAAAUAUCCAAUAACCGCUACACCUCAUCUACACUGCGAUCCGUGCUCUCCCGUGAUUGACGCAGCUGCAUCUGCUCGCUAUUAACGUACCGCCAGCGGUCGCGAGCGUCCAGAACUCUGCGCGUGGACGGUCUGCGAGGUGGGCCCAGACAGCUGCCUGGACUAAUGGGAGCAUUCUAGUUUUGUCAGUGUAGGUGGGGUGUAAUGGUUCAGUCCGAGGUGCGAACACUUUUGGGAAUGAGCAUCUUUUCUGUCAUACGUAAGCGUGACUGAGGCUGUAGCGUCUACACGGGGAUCCUCCCCGGACAGGAUGCGCUCGUUGACGGUGCGACGGGGCUAUUAAGAUGCACGUCGUUUUUGAAACGCAGGCAGUUGAGUAAACAAAUCAAUAGAAGCCGUGAUCAACAAGCGUAUUCCUGCAGUAAUGUAAAGAUGGCGAGACUGCUUCAUAACUUGCUGUUGUUGACAGUCGGGCUGACGCUGAAGAUCAGAGUUAUGGGAUACUGGUCUCUCAUCUAUGGAUACUGCGCGCUGUGCACCUGCGUAGCGCUGCUCAAACUUGGCUGGAAUAUCAUCCUACGACCGUCAACAACCUUUCAGUGGACGGUUCGUGAGACACCCCCCGCGUGCCUGAAUGACACGUCCUUGGGAACCCACUGUUAUGUUAGAAUUAAGGAGUCUGGACUCAGAUUUCACUAUGUUGCUGCUGGAGAACGAGGAAAGCCACUUAUGCUGUUUCUGCAUGGAUUCCCAGAGUUUUGGUUCUCCUGGCGUCACCAGCUGAGGGAAUUUAAGAGCGAGUUCCGUGUUGUUGCGGUGGAUAUGCGAGGCUACGGGGAGUCUGACCUGCCCUCCUCCACCGAGAGCUACAGACUGGACUACCUUGUCACCGAUAUCAAGGACAUUGUGGAGUAUCUGGGAUACAACAGAUGUUUUCUCGUGGGGCAUGACUGGGGUGGCAUCAUCGCAUGGCUCUGUGCAAUUCACUACCCCGAAAUGGUGACAAAACUCAUAGUGCUGAACAGCCCUCACCCCUGUGUGUUCACUGAUUAUGCCCUUCAUCACCCCAGUCAGAUGCUCAAGUCAAGCUACUACUUUUUUUUCCAGUUGCCAUAUUUCCCAGAGCUAAUGCUCUCCAUCAAUGAUUUCAAGGCGCUGAAGAGUCUGUUUACCAGCCGCAGCACAGGUAUCAGUUGUAAGGGCCGCUGGCUCACCACAGAAGACCUCGAAGCAUACCUCCAUGCCCUCUCACAGCCAGGGGCCCUCACUGGGGCCCUCAACUACUUCAGAAAUGUCUUCAGUGUCCUCCCACUGAGUCAGAGUGAGGUGAAGUCUCCCGUAUUGCUGCUGUGGGGAGAGCGAGACGCCUUUCUGGAGCAGGACAUGGCCGAGGCCUGCCGCCUGUACAUCAGAAACCAUUUCCGCCUCAACAUCAUCUCUGGAGCCAGUCACUGGCUUCAACAAGAUCAGCCCGACAUCGUCAACACACUCAUAUGGACUUUCAUCAAGGAGGGAGAAGGUCGGAAGAACUACAGGAACUUAUAAUGGGGUCCUUCUCCCUCUGAGCUCACCUGAAGAGGGGACCAGGGAAAAAGAACACAAGCACAUUUGAAUCGGAGGGGUUGCUUAGAGAGUAGAGCGUUUAAUCUAUUUUUCUCAAGUUUGCACAUGACAUUCGCCUUAAGGUUUCUUGGUGACAGUGUUUAAAAGUGUGUUGCAAAAUAUCUGUGAGUAAGCUGUAUUGUGUGGUGCCUUUCGACAUACCAUUUUGCAGCAUUAAAGAUGUGCCAUGUCUCUUUGAGGCCGAGCUGUCGGUCGUUUGUAUCACGGGAUUUGCUACUCUCUGCACUCUCUGUAACACAAUCUUAUGGGAGUCCUAAACCCCUCCACCUCCACCUCUCUUAUCAGGUUGUGUGGUCUUAGUGGAAGCUAUUCUGUUUUGUAUCUUUGACGAUAUUUGGCUUAAACUUCUGAGAAUGUCAUUAUUUUGAUCGUUCUGUAUGAUAAAACAAAGUGAUGUUUCAAUAUUGUAAACUUUUUUGUAUCUAGUCCUAAACACUGCAUCCAAGACAGUAGAACCAGCUCUGCACCAUUUUGAUUUUGUAAGCAAAUAAAUAAUAGCGGAAAGUCA